This is a messenger RNA of Corythoichthys intestinalis (scribbled pipefish), 810 nucleotides long. It is a transcript of the gene rln3a, whose product is annotated as relaxin 3a. The transcript has 2 exons. Gene Ontology annotation, cellular component: extracellular region. NCBI's taxonomy places the organism in Eukaryota, Metazoa, Chordata, Actinopteri, Syngnathiformes, Syngnathidae. Gene Ontology annotation, molecular function: G protein-coupled receptor binding; hormone activity. The record is from RefSeq and is a predicted model, not a curated record. The coding region runs from base 256 to 690 and encodes 144 amino acids.
CUUGACGUGCUUCUGACCUUUGGUCUGGUUUUUAUUCUUCAUAAAGGUCUCGGAUGGUAUCUCUCAUAUUUAUUGUCUCAGAGAAUAAUGCAUGCACAAUACUCAUACCUCCCGUAGAUGGCUUCAGUUUGCUUUAUAAACCCUGGUUGGGUCACCCACAGAGUCAUAGCUGUUGCAGACAGGGAUACGGAAACCUAAUUGCUGCGCAACAUUAAGUUCGCCUUUGUAGCUCUUCAAUUAUUUCCUUGGGGUGCUAUGUGGAAAGUUCUGCUUUUGGCAGUGUGUUUGCUGGCGAACGAAGUUCAUACCAUGGACAGCCCAGUGUAUGGUGUCAAGCUUUGUGGUCGGGAAUUCAUCCGAGCAGUCAUCUUCACUUGUGGUGGCUCAAGAUGGAGACGAUCGCUUCGGACUUCAGCAGAAGACCCAUUCAACUCCCAUCAAGAGUCUUCAGAGGAAUUGAAUCACAAUCCUGUGAUGGAGAGUAUACUCCACAGAAAUAGAGAUCUGGAUUUCAUAUCAAGUGAAAACCAAGACAGAAUCUUCAGUCGGCCAACUCGUUCUUUCAUCACUGAAGAGAUUCUUGAAGCCCUGCGAAAAGCAGAUCGUAAGGGUCGGGACGUGGUUUUGGGUCUUUCCAAUGCAUGCUGCAAGUGGGGCUGCAGCAAGAGUGAGAUUAGUUCUCUUUGCUGAGAACCAAACAACCAUUGAUUGAUCAUCUGAGGCUAAAAAUACAUUUCAGUGAUAGAAAUAAAUAGGGAACCUCUGAAUAAAAAAAAAAAAAAGGUUCAUAAAAUAUGAACGUGGAUCAAU